CUCAUACAAUACCUACUAAUUUUCGGAGUCUAUGCAGCGGCAGAUUGAACAUCGUUACGUGCCUCGGACCAGUUUCAACGGUUCAAGAUUUACGCCCAUCUAUAUGCAGGCUCCAUUGAAGCUACUUCUGACUUGGUCCGGGUUCCAGUUUCGACAGAGCGGUCGCGGAGCGGCCGACCCGUGUUGCUCAAAUCGGGGACUCGUCCCGGUCCAGUCCUCGUGUAAUCCCCAGGGAUCCAAGGAGCGACGCGCCUCGCCUCGCCGUCGUCGGGUGCUGCUGCUGCUUUUCCUACACAGGCGAACGGCGGCCCGAGGGAAGCGAAGCGAAACGAAACGGAGCGAAACCAAACGAAAGGACGGAGCGAGCUGUCGCCGCUCGGAAAAUGGCAGCCCUACUGCAACACUCGCGGCAACGCUGCCAACCAAAGCGACGCAUACGAAUUAAACUGAUCGACUCCGCAAAUACUUGGGGAAAAUCGAGCGGGGCUGAAUUGGCGAUUGUUUUUGUUCAUCGACGCCGACGUGCCGCUGACUUUACUUGUUAUUAUAUCCCGAAACCGCGCGUUGUCUCACUUUCUCACUCUCUCUCUCUCUCUCUCUCUCUCUCUCUCUCUCUCUCUCUCUGUCUCUCUUUCUUUCUUCUAUCGUCUCUCGUUUCUUUCCCUCUGCGAAGUUCACGUCGUCGUUCAGAAAAUCGCGCUCCGUAUUUACGCCUCUUCACGAUCGCACAAAACCUUCUUCCGCACUCUAACUUCCGAUCUUCGAUGACCCGAAGCGACUUCGCCGCAGGUAUAAACACGA
Molecule: messenger RNA, 801 nt
Organism: Diprion similis
Lineage: Eukaryota; Metazoa; Arthropoda; Insecta; Hymenoptera; Diprionidae
Exons: 3
Coding region: 32-445 (137 amino acids)
Source: RefSeq, a predicted model, not a curated record